This is a messenger RNA of Grosmannia clavigera kw1407, 1287 nucleotides long. Its product is annotated as u1 small nuclear ribonucleoprotein. The coding region runs from base 1 to 1287 and encodes 428 amino acids. Gene Ontology annotation, cellular component: U2-type prespliceosome; precatalytic spliceosome; U1 snRNP. The transcript is spliced from 4 exons. Lineage: Eukaryota; Fungi; Ascomycota; Sordariomycetes; Ophiostomatales; Ophiostomataceae. The record is from RefSeq and is a predicted model, not a curated record. Gene Ontology annotation, biological process: mRNA splicing, via spliceosome. Gene Ontology annotation, molecular function: mRNA binding; U1 snRNA binding.
AUGACAGACAAGCUCCCGCCUCAGCUUCUCGCGCUGUUUGCGCCGCGGCCACCUCUUCGAUGGGUGCAGCCGGUCGACUACGCGCCUGGCGAACGACAGACCAUCCCGGUGUCGGGCAUUGCCCAGUUCCUGCCGGCGCUGAAGGAAUUUAAGGACCACGAUGGAUUCGUUCCGACAGAGAGCUGGCUGCAGCGGCGCGAACGGAAAGCCGAAGAACACAAGGCCGCAGAAGAAAAAAAGCUCACAGAGGGCCCUAGAAACUACAAACCGGCCGACGACCCGAACAUUCGCGGCGAUCCUUUCAAGACGUUGAUCGUGGCGAGGUUGAGCUACGAGGCCACCGAGCAGGAUCUCGAGCGCGAGUUUGCCCGUUACGGUCCUAUUGAGCGCAUUCGGAUCAUCAAGGACACACACGCAGACGAAAAGGGGAACAAAAAGCGGAAACCACACCGAGGAUACGCCUUUGUUGUUUUUGAGCGCGAAAAAGAUAUGAGAGCUGCCCACGAUGCUUGUGAUGGCAUUCGCAUCAAAGACCGGCGUAUCAAGGUGGACGUGGAGCGCGGACGAACGGUGAAGGGCUGGAAGCCGCAGCGUCUGGGUGGUGGAUUGGGUGGUCGGGGAUACACCAAGGCCGCGCCCUCGCAGCCGACAGGCCGCGGCGGAGGCGGGUUUGGCGGAGGUGUAGGUCCCGGCUUCCGUCCAGGCGGCGACGGCUUCCGGGGCGGCGGCUUCCGGGGUGGCGGUUUCGGAGGCGGUCGCGACCGCAAUGGUGGAGGAUCUCGAGGCGGCCGCGGCUUUGACCGUGGAUUUCCUGGUGGUCCGCGUGGCGGUGAUGUCAACGGAUUCGGUGGACCGCCGCCGAAUGCACCGGGUGGACCGGGCUAUGGACGGAGCGACCGCGGCGGCGACCGUGGUGAUCGUGGUGAUCGUGGUGAUCGUGGCGAUCGUGGCGAUCGGAGAGAUUUCAACGGUGGGCAUGAGUCGCGUGACGGAGGACGCUCCUUUGAAGACAAGUUUGCCGGCGGUGGCUUCCGCGACAACGACCGCGACCGCGACAGAGACCGAACGCGGGAUAGAGACCACGAUCGACGUCGCGAUCGGGGCGGCGAUCGGAGCGACUCUCGUCGGACGGGCAGCAACAUGGAGCCGAUCCGACCAAGAGAGAAUGGUGGGUAUCGUGACCACAGCAGCCGCGACUUUGACCGGCCGCGCGAUGACGACUCGCGCAAGCGCGGAUUCGAGGGGCCUGUCCACGACGAGACCAGAAAGCUGCGACGAUACCAGUAG